AUGUCUUCACAAUCAGGUGAUGCUCAAACAAUUGUGGUCACGGGCGCCAAUCGAGGAAUUGGUCUCAGCAUUGUCAAGCAACUGCUGAGCCAGUCUGGCCCUGGCACCCUCAUUAUCGGCGUGGACUUGGCAGAUGAACAAUUAAGGCUUCUGAAAUCCUCUCCGCCCGACAAGUUCGACCAUGUCACUGGCGAUAUCUCGCAACGAUCUACAAGUGAAAAAACUGUCGCCUUAGCUAAGGAACGCUCCGGUCGCCUGGACGCGCUAGUUUUGAAUGCAGGCGUUCUCAGGCCGGUCGGUCUUGUCGCUGAUAUCAGCGUUGACGAGAUGAAGAAACUUUUUGAUGUCAAUUUCUUUGCGCUCUUUCACACGAUUCAGCUCGCCCUUCCGGAGCUGCGACGCAACCACGGCAAAAUUAUUAUGACAUCAUCUGGUGUCACCGAUGAACCCUCCACGGCGUGGGUUGCGUACGCUUGUUCAAAGGCGGCAAUGAACUAUUUGGCUGCGUCGAUACCCUUGGAAGAGCCGGAUGUGACCACCGUGUGUCUCGCUCCCGGCAUUGUAGACACUGGGAUACAGAAGGCGGUUCGCGAUGAACAUCAACAAACCAUGCCAGAAGACCAAUACAAAUGGUUGGCAGAUCUGCAUGCAAAGGGAGAGCUCCUUUCCCCUGACCUGCCUGCUAGCACUUUUGUCAAGCUGGCACUUCAUGGUAUCCCAAAGGAUGCUGCAGGGAAGAUGGUAUACUGGAACGAUCCUCGCGUGAAGGCGUGA
Molecule: messenger RNA, 774 nt
Organism: Fusarium vanettenii 77-13-4
Lineage: Eukaryota; Fungi; Ascomycota; Sordariomycetes; Hypocreales; Nectriaceae
Exons: 4
Coding region: 1-774 (257 amino acids)
Cellular component (GO): intracellular anatomical structure
Molecular function (GO): oxidoreductase activity, acting on NAD(P)H, oxygen as acceptor
Source: RefSeq, a predicted model, not a curated record